This is a messenger RNA of Rotaria sordida, 1001 nucleotides long. Lineage: Eukaryota; Metazoa; Rotifera; Eurotatoria; Philodinida; Philodinidae. The record is from the annotation of a GenBank genome assembly.
AAACAAACAAAAUGUUAUACGAUAUAGAAUUUGAAAAGGAUAUAUGAAACUUUUCGUAUCAUAUUUAAUAUUUUCCACUCUGUGUAACAGACAGAAGUGUUAGCAGACGUUUUUGAAUUCAGAUUAAAAAAACAACCAUAUUUCAUGAAAGAAACGAUCACGAUUAGAUUUUUAGUAGGAAAACAACUCGAUUAUAUACUGCCCUCUUUUACUUAUACUACCUCAAUGGUAAACUGUAUUGACCAUUCAUAUUCUAUUGAUUUAACAAUUCAGAAAAAUCUUUUACUCAUUGAAAAAACAAAACAUGAUAAUCUCUGCAAACAAUCGCCCCAUCAUUCAGCGUCUUAUUGCCCUUUCUUCAUAUAUACUUAACUAUUCUACUAAAAGAAAUAAUAAUUUCAAACUACCAUCAUAUACUUCCGAAUCAACUAGUCAAUUAAUAAAAAUAUUUAAUAAUCGUGGUGAAUAUGAACGUGCAUUUCAAUUAUUUGAUAUGCUUAUUAAACAAAAUAAUGUUAGUAUUAUAUCAUUAUUAACUAUUCUUGAUACAUGUAUUCGAUCAAAUCAUAUUGAACGUGGUCGUCAAAUUGAAACAUUUAUUAAUCAAUCAAUUAAAUGGAAAGAUGAUAUACGUCUUCAAACAUCAUUAAUUAAAAUGUAUAUGAAAUAUCAAAUGAUUGAUCAAGCUGAACAAAUUUUUGAAAGAAUUCGUCAAUUAUCUGAAUGUGAUGUUAUUGUUUAUAAUGCUAUGCUUAAAGGUUAUCUUCAAAAUCAUAAAGCUGAACGUUGUUUUCAAUGUAUUGAUAAAAUGCGUCCAAAAAUUUUACCUGAUAAUGUUACUUAUAUUCUUUUACUUAAUGCUUGUACAAUUUUACGUGAUGAAAAACAAGGUAAAAUUAUACAUAAUGAAUUAUUAUCAUUAUUAAAUAUUCAACAUGUUCAUUUACAAAAUGCAUUAAUUGAUUUUUAUGGUAAAAUUAAUCAAAUAAAUAUUGCUGAAA